Molecule: messenger RNA, 693 nt
Organism: Saccharomyces eubayanus
Lineage: Eukaryota; Fungi; Ascomycota; Saccharomycetes; Saccharomycetales; Saccharomycetaceae
Gene: NOP6
Product: Nop6p
Exons: 1
Coding region: 1-693 (230 amino acids)
Molecular function (GO): RNA binding
Source: RefSeq, a predicted model, not a curated record
AUGGGGUCCGAGGAAGACAAGAAACUGACUAAGAAGCAGCUCAAAGCUCAGCAGUUUAGAAAAAGUAAAGAGGAAAAAGACCAGGAGAAAGAGGUAAAGCAAGAGCAAGAGCAAGAGCAAGUGUCAGAUGGAAAAAGACCUAAUGGUGAAGUUGGAAAUGAAGGAGAAGAACCCGUGAAGAAAAAGAGAAAGACACGUAGAGGUCGGGGUGGUAAAGGCAAAAAUGGGAAGAAGGGCAACAGGUUCAUUGUUUUUGUCGGUAGUUUACCAAGAGAUAUUACGGUUGCUGAAUUACAAGGCCACUUCAAAAACAGUUCACCGGACCAAAUUCGUCUCAGAGCAGACAAAGGUAUUGCUUUCUUGGAAUUUGACGCCGAUAAAGAUCGCAGCGGCAUUCAAAGACGUAUGGAUAUUGCCUUGUUGCAGCACGGGACUUUGCUGAAGGAAAAGAAAAUCAACGUGGAGCUAACCGUUGGUGGGGGUGGUAACAGUGAAGACCGUUUGGAAAAAUUAAAGAACAAGAAUAUCAAAUUGGACGAAGAACGUAAGGAAAGGUUGACUAAGAUGAUCACCGACGACAACGAGAAGAAAAAGGCUAAAAUUACCGCUUCAGCUACUCCCACGGCCACAACCGGUUCGGAUAAGCCUGUUCCUGCAGGAAUUCACCCCGAUAGAGCUAGGUUGCUCAAAUAA